This is a messenger RNA of Fulvia fulva, 882 nucleotides long. RefSeq lists its product as uncharacterized. Lineage: Eukaryota; Fungi; Ascomycota; Dothideomycetes; Mycosphaerellales; Mycosphaerellaceae. Bases 1 to 882 code for a protein of 293 amino acids. The transcript has a single exon. The record is from RefSeq and is a predicted model, not a curated record.
AUGACGAACAAUGAGCAGGCCGGCGGCCACAGAGAGUUCAUAUUUCGCAAAAUUCGACAGCGCGCAGCUCCACAGCCACAAUGGGCGCAGCAACACUGCCGGCUCCUACAGCUGCCAGCCGAACUGAGAAACCAAAUUUGGAGAGAGGCGCUCGUAAAGGACGACAAUGAGCGCAUCGACCUCGCACACCUGCCGAAACCGAGUCUGCUAUGCACCUGCCGACAAAUCGAAGCCGAAGCGCUGCGUAUAUUCUUCUUCGCCAAUCGCUUCGUGCUCAACAUCGUCAUUACUGAAGAGUGGCGAGUACAGCCCUACACAGACGACUCGGCCAUUCGGUGGACACUCAACGCAGAGAAGCGGGGACUAUCAAUAGCCAUUCGCGAUGUGUACUUCACCUUCGAACGCCCUGGCUUUCUACAACCUGCUGAGCCCAAACGCUUCGCAAUGCAGCUUAUUCCACGGGCCAACCCUCACUUCGACACGCCGGUAAGCUUUUGCUUGGCUGAAGACCAGUCGGACUUUCCCAUCUGUACUCGCACCAGUCUUGCCAUGAUCCUCAGGGACCUGGCCAAAAAAGGCCGCGAGGGAUUCCGUGUUCAGGAGAUCCGCAGGAUAGCAUAUUCAGUGCGCGUCAACGAGAUAGCGGGUGUCCGGCUGCGUCGAUGGAUUGGCGUGCCCAGAGUGAGGCGCUGGGACCCCCGCGUAGCAUACAUCUAUCAUCACUGGAUACCAAAUAGCUGGAAGUCGCCGAUGAAACCACCCACCCCGCCGCCUGAACCGAAAUGCCAAUGCCUCGAAUGUCGGACAGAAAGGAGAGAAGCUAAGAAGUCGGCGAAGCAGGUGGCGAAGCUGGAUGCCAAGAAAAAGGGGAAAGAGCAGUGA